Molecule: messenger RNA, 1716 nt
Organism: Scaptodrosophila lebanonensis
Lineage: Eukaryota; Metazoa; Arthropoda; Insecta; Diptera; Drosophilidae
Gene: noi
Product: splicing factor 3A subunit 3
Exons: 1
Coding region: 86-1597 (503 amino acids)
Biological process (GO): mRNA splicing, via spliceosome
Cellular component (GO): nucleus; spliceosomal complex
Molecular function (GO): RNA binding; zinc ion binding
Source: RefSeq, a predicted model, not a curated record
AUGUAUAUGCACGCCGCAAAUUUUAUCGAAAAUUACUUGCACAUUAAUUGUUUUUAAUAUAAGUUAGUGUUGUAGUCCAGGCGAAAUGGAGACGCUUCUGGAGCAACAGCGCCGCUACCAUGAAGAAAGGGAGCGUCUUGUAAAACUGAUGGUCGACGAGCAUGCCACAAAAAAGCCCGGAGAAAAGGAACGCAUUCACUCGGAGCACCGGCUGAAGUAUUUGAUGGAACUGCACCACAACGCGACGCUCCAGCUCCGUGAAUUAUACGAAGACAAAGACAACGAGCGCAAAGCUGAGAUUGCUGCGUUAUCCGGGCCAAACGAGUUCAAUGAAUUCUAUGCACGCCUUAAGCAAAUCAAGCAAUUCUACAAAACCCAUCCAGGCGAGGUGAGCGUGCCGUUAUCGGUGGAGUUCGAGGAAAUGAUUAAGGUCUAUAGCAAUCCUGAUGACAUGGGCGCACUGGUGGAAUUCACUGAUGAGGAGGGUGGUGGUCGUUACUUGGAUUUGAACGAGUGCUAUGAGUUGUAUUUGAACUUGCGAGGAGUUGAGAAGUUGGACUACAUAACAUACCUCAUGUCCUUCGACCAUGUCUUUGAUAUACCACGAGACCGCAAGAAUCGGGAAUAUCGCAAGUAUAUUGAGACAUUGAAUGAGUAUCUGCAUAACUUUAUAAUGCGCAUUCAGCCGUUGUUGGAUCUGGAGGGUGAGCUGGUAAAAGUGGAGCUCGAAUUCCAGCGUCAGUGGCUGCAGGGUGCAUUCCCUGGCUGGGCUUUGAAGGAGACGGAAUCAGCAUUGGCCAACACAGGCGCACAUUUGGAUUUGUCUGCGUUCUCCAGUUGGGAGGAGUUGGCCUCGCUAGGAUUGGAUCGUCUGAAGAGUGCUUUGGUCGCCCUGGGGUUGAAAUGUGGUGGCACUUUGGAAGAGCGUGCCCAACGCUUGUUUUCUACCAAGGGUAAGAGCACAUUGGAUCCUGCACUAAUGGCCAAAAAACCAAGUGCUAAAAGCGCCAAUGCCCAAACACGAGAAAAUGAGCGUAACAAAGAGAUUGCACAGUUGGAAGCACUUCUCUAUAAAUAUGCUGAGUUAUUGUCAGAGCAGCGUGCAGCAACUAAAGAGAACGUUCAAAGAAAACAGGCUCGCACAGGUGGCGAACGCGAUGACAGCGAUGUUGAGGCGAGUGAGUCGGAUAAUGAUGAUGAUCCUGAUGCUGAUGACGUUCCAUACAAUCCGAAGAAUUUGCCACUCGGCUGGGAUGGCAAACCUAUUCCCUAUUGGCUGUACAAGCUGCAUGGUCUCAACAUUAGCUACAAUUGUGAGAUUUGCGGUAAUUUCACCUACAAGGGACCCAAGACGUUUCAACGCCAUUUCGCCGAGUGGCGUCAUGCGCACGGCAUGCGCUGCUUGGGCAUACCGAACACUGCGCAUUUUGCAAAUGUAACGCAAAUCGAGGACGCCAUCACGUUGUGGGAAAAACUGAAGUCUCAAAAGCAGAGCGAGCGCUGGAUUGCUGAUCAGGAGGAAGAGUUCGAAGACUCAUUAGGCAAUGUGGUUAAUCGCAAAACAUUCGAGGAUCUAAAACGGCAGGGAUUACUCUAGAAAGAAUAAUAUAUAUUUAUAUGUAUGUAGUUGCUGGUAUAAUCAUUUAUAUUGCUUAACGUAAGACUUAAGAACAACCUCAAGUAAAGAUAUGCGCUUGCAUCUUCAAACCCACUUUA